Molecule: messenger RNA, 1790 nt
Organism: Glycine soja
Lineage: Eukaryota; Viridiplantae; Streptophyta; Magnoliopsida; Fabales; Fabaceae
Product: flavonoid 3'-monooxygenase-like
Exons: 3
Coding region: 109-1650 (513 amino acids)
Molecular function (GO): iron ion binding; heme binding; oxidoreductase activity, acting on paired donors, with incorporation or reduction of molecular oxygen
Source: RefSeq, a predicted model, not a curated record
GCACACAAGAUAUCCUUUUGCUUUCAGUGAUAUUUUUCAACUUUCUCUCUCUCUAUAUACCGAUAUGAAGCACGCUCAUAAGUCAUAACAAACACAUAAGCUAUAUUCAUGUCUACUUGGGUUAUAGGCUUUGCUACUAUUAUAGCAGCGGUCCUUAUUUACCGGGUUCUGAAGCCCAUAAGCAGGCCUUCUUCUUCAUUACCUCUUCCACCAGGGCCCAGGCCAUGGCCCAUUGUCGGAAACUUGCCUCACAUGGGCCCUGCGCCACACCAAGGCCUGGCAAACUUGGCUCAGACUCAUGGACCGCUCAUGCACCUCCGGUUGGGCUUUGUCGACGUGGUGGUGGCGGCUUCCGCCUCCGUGGCGGAGCAGUUCUUGAAGAUCCACGACGCCAAUUUCUGUAGCCGGCCACUGAACUUCAGGACCACAUACUUGGCCUAUAACAAACAAGACCUUGUUUUUGCUCCCUACGGCCCAAAGUGGCGGUUCCUGCGGAAACUAACUACCGUUCACAUGUUCUCUGCCAAGGCCAUGGAUGAUUUUAGCCAACUGCGACAGGAAGAGGUAGCAAGAUUGACAUGUAAAUUAGCAAGAUCAAGUUCUAAAGCAGUGAACUUAAGACAAUUGUUGAAUGUAUGCACCACCAAUGCAUUGACAAGGAUAAUGAUAGGACGACGAAUUUUCAAUGACGAUAGCAGUGGUUGUGAUCCUAAGGCGGAUGAAUUUAAAUCUAUGGUGGGGGAGCUUAUGACAUUGUUUGGAGUUUUCAAUAUCGGAGACUUUAUUCCUGCUUUAGACUGGUUAGACCUUCAAGGAGUGAAAGCCAAGACAAAGAAACUACACAAAAAGGUUGAUGCAUUUUUAACUACCAUUCUUGAGGAACACAAGAGUUUUGAGAAUGACAAGCACCAAGGCUUGUUGAGUGCAUUGUUGUCACUUACAAAGGAUCCUCAAGAAGGACAUACAAUUGUUGAACCAGAAAUCAAAGCAAUACUUGCAAACAUGCUUGUAGCUGGGACAGACACAUCAUCAAGCACAAUAGAGUGGGCAAUUGCAGAACUUAUCAAGAAUUCAAGAAUUAUGGUUCAAGUCCAACAAGAGUUGAAUGUUGUUGUAGGACAGGAUAGGCUUGUGACUGAACUAGAUUUGCCCCACCUCCCUUACUUGCAAGCUGUGGUGAAGGAAACUUUACGUCUCCACCCACCAACCCCUCUUUCCCUCCCACGGUUUGCUGAAAAUAGUUGUGAGAUAUUCAAUUAUCACAUCCCCAAAGGUGCAACUCUCUUGGUUAAUGUAUGGGCCAUAGGACGCGAUCCUAAGGAAUGGAUUGACCCAUUGGAGUUCAAACCUGAAAGGUUCUUGCCUGGUAAUGAGAAGGUUGAUGUUGACGUCAAAGGCAAUAACUUUGAGCUUAUACCUUUUGGUGCUGGGCGUAGAAUAUGUGUUGGUAUGAGCUUAGGCCUAAAGAUAGUUCAACUGCUCAUUGCUACGUUGGCUCACUCAUUUGAUUGGGAGUUGGAGAACGGGACUGACCCAAAAAGACUCAACAUGGAUGAAACAUAUGGGAUUACCCUCCAAAAGGCAAUGCCUCUUUCUGUUCACCCUCAUCCUAGGCUUUCACAACAUGUGUAUUCAUCAUCAUCUUUGUGAUUUGGAAUUUAGCUUUCUCUAAUAAUGUGUAUCCUAACAGCAACUCUUGUUGGUAAAAACAUUGUAGUUUAUAAUUGUUCUUUUCUUUUUGACCCUGAAAGACAUUUUUAUGAAAAUAUAUCUAUCUUUAAUUAGCCAUA